This is a messenger RNA of Nematolebias whitei (Rio pearlfish), 1682 nucleotides long. RefSeq names its product cholinergic receptor, nicotinic, gamma (gene chrng). The record is from RefSeq and is a predicted model, not a curated record. Gene Ontology annotation, molecular function: acetylcholine-gated monoatomic cation-selective channel activity; transmembrane signaling receptor activity. Gene Ontology annotation, cellular component: postsynaptic membrane; synapse; neuron projection. Gene Ontology annotation, biological process: chemical synaptic transmission; regulation of membrane potential; monoatomic ion transmembrane transport. The transcript is spliced from 12 exons. NCBI's taxonomy places the organism in Eukaryota, Metazoa, Chordata, Actinopteri, Cyprinodontiformes, Rivulidae. Bases 1 to 1614 code for a protein of 537 amino acids.
AUGGAUUUCGGACCUCGGUGCUCUGUGCUUCUCUUUGUAAGAGCCCUUAUCAUUUCUACUGCAGUAUCUGCGGUCAAUCUUGAGGGAGAACUUUUCAAAGAUUUGAUGAAGGGCUACAACAAAAAUGUCCGGCCAAUGGAGAAGAAUGGAAACAUCACUCAGGUCUUCAUCAAGAUGACACUUACCAACCUCAUCUCUCUGAACGAAAAGGAGGAGGCCCUGAUGACCAGUGUUUGGAUAGAAAUGGAAUGGUGUGACUACAGACUUAGGUGGGACCAGCCACCUCGAUCAGCUCUAUAUGGAAACAUAAAGUCUCAGCUGCGGGUUCCCUCCCAAAACAUCUGGCUGCCUGACAUCAUAUUAGAGAACAAUGUGGAUGGACAAUUUGAAAUAGCAUACUACUGCAACGCACUGGUGUAUCCUGACGGCUGUGUUUACUGGCUGCCUCCUGCCAUCUACCGCAGUGCGUGUCCCAUCACUGUAAACUACUUUCCCUUUGACUGGCAAAACUGCACCAUGGUUUUCCGCUCCCAGACUUACAGUGCCAAUGAGGUUGAGCUGGUGCUCCAGAAAAAUUAUACUGGUAAUUACACACUGGAGUGGGUGGAGUUUGACCCAGAGGCUUUUACAGAGAAUGGAGAGUGGGCCAUCAAACACAGACCAGCCAAGAAGGUGAUCAACUCUCAGUACACUAGAGAUGAACUGGAGCACCAGCAGAUAGUUUUCUUCCUCAUCAUCCAGCGGAAGCCUCUUUUCUACAUCAUCAACAUUAUUGCUCCCUGUGUGCUUUUCUCCUCCCUCGGCCUUCUGGUUUACUUCUUACCUGCCAAAGCUGGGGGUCAGAAGUGCUUCAUGUCUAUUGCCAGCCUUCUGGGCCAGACUGUGUUCCUCUUCCUCAUUGCUAAAAAGGUUCCAGAGACAUCAAAAGCUGUGCCUCUCAUUGAAAAGUAUCUGAUGUUUGUGAUGUCAGUGACCACCAUGGUAGUGAUGAACGGUGUGAUAGUCCUCAAUGUAUCUCUGAGGACCCCCAACACACAUAAAAUGACAAAUCAAGUCAGAAAGAUCUUCCUCAACAUCCUGCCUCAGCUGCUGAGGAUGAGGAUGAAACGCUGGGCAGCAAACAGUGACAGACGAUGUCACAGUGGGGGCGAUGAACCCAUGUCUGCAGACAGAAUAACCCGCAGGCGCCGCAGCUCGGUGAUUCUUAUGACCAAAGCAGAAGAAUAUUCACUGAAAAUGGCUCGAUCUGAGCUCAUGUUUGACCAACUCAAACAGAGGAAUGGGUUGAUGAGAUCCGUGCUGGAAAAGCUUAACGACGGACUGUCGGGGGACACAGCUGAGCGGCUUAGUCUGAGUCUGGCACAGGCCUCUCCAGAACUGAAACAGUGCGUAGCCUCCUGCAAACACAUUGCUGAGACCACAAGACAACAGAGCAACUUCCAAAGUGAAAAUGAAGAAUGGUUCCUGGUCGCCCGGGUGAUCGACAGGGUCUGCUUUAUUGCUAUGGCACUCGUGUUUUUCAUCGGCACCGCUGGUAUCUUCCUGAUGGGGUAUUUCAACCAGCCGCCUUCCGCGCCUUUCCCUGGGGAUCCCAGGAAGUAUCUCCCUCCAUGAGAGAGCACUGUUGUAGCUGUGAACAGGGGUGGGGGAGCAGACCUUAUGGCAUGAGCCAGGAGGAAAUC